Molecule: messenger RNA, 1521 nt
Organism: Coniosporium apollinis CBS 100218
Lineage: Eukaryota; Fungi; Ascomycota; Dothideomycetes
Product: CMGC/MAPK protein kinase
Exons: 2
Coding region: 1-1521 (506 amino acids)
Biological process (GO): intracellular signal transduction; protein phosphorylation
Cellular component (GO): cytoplasm; nucleus
Molecular function (GO): MAP kinase activity; ATP binding
Source: RefSeq, a predicted model, not a curated record
AUGGUCACGCCACUGAGAGAAGGCCAAGAGCUCCUUGGUGAAAGCGGCGACUCAUACUUGACCGUCAGCCCUUUGGGCAACCCCCAACCCGGCACAACUUCGAACGUCUGGACCGCCGUUGAUGCCGAAACGAACGGAAACGUCUUCAUUCUCAAGCAGCCGGCGGCCAACGACUACUUCGGCAGGUCCUGGCCCAAAUUCCAGACUGAGAUGGUCAUGCACGAGCUAUUCAAAGACUGUCGUUACAUCCGCCGUCAGAUUGACAGAAUACCGCCGCCGAGGAACUCGCCAGAUCCACCCAGGCUCGUCCUGGAACCGACCGAAUGCACUCUGACGGAUGCGCGGGAACUACGUCCACUCACGGAUGGAGAGAUCAAAACGAUCAUGAAACACGUCCUCCUUGGUCUCAAAGAAAUACACUCGAAGGGCUUGGUAUACGCAGAUCUGAAGAUGGACAACAUCUUUGUCAACGGCAUGCGUGAGACGGCCCGAGAGACCACGGACCAGCACUCUCUCAUUGCGAUGAUUGGCGAUCUCGGAAUUGUUAUGGAACCUGCUCAUGGAAAAGUCCAGCCUUUAGCAUACCGCAGCCCCGAGGUCCACUUCAAGAGCAUCAUCACUCCAGCCGCAGACAUAUGGUCCUGGGGCAUUAUCUAUGUCCACUUGCUCCAAGCCCAAGCAAAGUUCGGUCAACGUGGGAUUUACGAGAACGUCUCUGGAAUGCCAGCUGUGGAUGCGGAACAGAAGAUACGCCGCGAUAUGGCUGAUGACUUUGAACUCGACUCUGUCGAAUUCUAUCGCGAUUGCGUGCUCCCCACUGGUCACAGUCACAGUGAUGACGAGAUCUGGUCGGCAAGACUUCUCAACAUGGGCGCGCCGGAAAAUGCAGUCCGGUUUCUUGCUUGGGUCCUCAACCCAGAUCCCGAGAAGCGGCCGACGGCAGCUGAGAUCCUUCAGCAACCUUGGUUCGGUGGCAGUGGCAAGGCUUUCAACUUCACCGCAGCGCUACGGAGACCGAUCAUUCGCCCUACUGUUUCAACGCUCGGCAGAACAACAAGCGGCAUGCCCACGACUGGGUAUACUCCACGAAUCUCAGACGACUACAUGCGCCGGAUUGCCUUGGACAGAAGCGCUUCGUCUUAUGCGCCCAGUCCCGCCGCGACCCCUCAAUCGGUACACGAGAGUAGACCCUCCAUGCAGACGUCCUCUUCUUCGUACUUCGGCAGACCCACCUUCUCAACCUCCUCCAGCACGAUGUCAAUCCCUUCGAAAGAGGAGAUGGAGGCUGGGCGUCCAGAGUCCAUGAAGCCCGCGUGGUCGUACAAACGGGCACACUCUGCGUAUGAUCAGUAUGCCCCCGAGCAUAUGCGGCCCGCGCCUGCGGAGCAUGUGGCCUCGCACACGGAACCGUAUGUCGCGGGCGGAACGAAGCCAGCCGAAUCGGCACGGCCUGCUCCGCAACAGAGACCGAGCCAGCUCUGGAACACUCGGUUACUCGACAUACUUCAGGACAAUAAAUGA